AUGGCAUUCUACCGUUGUGGACCGACAGCCAUCGGCAGCCGGGCAUCCUGGUCCGUGACCAGCCCUGAUAAGACAUAUGAGCGUCCUCUAAGUGGAAAUUAUGAUAGGAUCUUCAACGCCUUUGAAAGGACCAACGCGUUUGAGUACGUCAAGAGCACCUUCGAGGGGAAGGAAGAAAGGCAUACGGGAUGCGGUGAAUUGGUGGUAAAUCGCAGAAUGUCGAGCAGUUUCGAGAGGGCGGACUGUGCGCUGGCUGCGCAGACGCCGUGUUCUGAAGACGAGGAGUUUUAUAAGGAGAAGGUGCUGUACUCACAAGCCAGACAACUGUUCCCAUUGCAGGAGGACUUGGCCGAUUGGAUCAAUAAAACUAUUGGUAUAACAUACCUCACGGGCGAGAACUUCCUAGAUGUUCUGGACAACGGUGCUGAGUUGUGUCAGCUGGCUGCAGUCAUACAUGACCGAGCGCGGGAGGCGCUCGACCAGGGAAUUAUAGUUGGGCCGGUGCCAGCGAUCAGAGGAAGAUGUUGGCAACGUGCAGCAAGGCGCAGCUUCUUCUCGCGGGACAACGCCGAGAACUUCAUCACCUUCUGUCGUGAAUUGGGCGUUCAUGAAAACUUGCUGUUUGAAAGCGAUGACCUUGUCCUUCACAACCAACCACGACAGGUGAUCCUCUGUCUUCUAGAAGUGGCCAGACUGGCCACAAAGUUUAACGUAGAGCCUCCAGGCCUAGUCGCGCUGGAGAAAGAAAUCGCGCUGGAAGAACGGGACUCGGGAUUAGAUUCAGCCAUGUCUGGAGCAGCCUGGCAGUUCAGGGACUCAUCACCACCUCUUGAUAAACCAACAAAAAAAGAGAAACAAACAUUGGAACCUAAUGAGAAUGAAGUAUGCGUGGAGGACAGCGUGGAAGUGGCGAGUACGAGAUCGGAUAGUUCCUCUGACACGGAUGUUCCACUCAGACCCACGAAUGAGCUCGACAAAAGGGUGCAAUCAAUAACACGUCUAUUGGAGCGUGGUUGUAGAUGUGGUUCUGUCAAAUGUUCACGGCUGUUGAAGGUAAAGAAAGUGGGCGAAGGGCGAUACAACAUCGCCGGCAGAAAUGUCUUUAUAAGGCUACUAAAAGGUCGCCACAUGAUGGUCCGCGUCGGCGGUGGCUGGGACACUCUGGAGCACUUUCUAUCUCGUCACGAGCCCUGUCAGGUGCGCCUUGUCACUCCAGGACGCCGAGACCUUCUGCCACUCGCACCCACACCCGCUUCCAACACCGCAAAGGAGAGAACUACACCGUCCCCCACCAACCGUAUCUCACCCAAUAGAACCACCCCAUCCCCAAGUAGUACCGAAAAGAUCUCGCGGAACAGCGUCUCCCCGUCCAGUAGCAAAACCUCCCUCAAAGAAUCUUCCGUUUCCCCAGCUCAUAGCAAAACUUCUAUCGAAAGCUCAUCUAUCGAGCCUUUCAAACAAAAACCCAAGAACACCCCAAAGACAUCCACACCCAACAAACCAGUUACGAGAAAUCGUUCCGCUUUAACGUUACCCCUGAACGAGAAGCCGAGAAAGCAAUCGGCCCCAGCCAGCUUCAGCACUCCAAACACACCAAUAAACAGACCUGAACAGAGAAAGUCCGUGCCGACGCCCAAAAAAUCUCGCAGCAUGAGUCUCGCGCUCCAGAACGAUAAGAAAUUCUGCGGCACGGACAGAUUAAACCAAGCCAGAAAAUCCAGCGUACCUGACGCGCGGAAAACUCGAAGCCAGAGUUUAGCUUCGACUCCAAUAAAUGAGCCGAAGAAAUUGCUGCCCACGUAUGGAAAGAAGACAAGAAGCAUGAGUCUGGCAACCACAAAUGACUUUCCGAAGCCCUUGAAGAAGAGUCUGUCGGCCAGCAGCACUCCAGUAACGCAGGCAGCAAUAGAAGAGAGUAUCAGAUUGUCGUUGGAAGCGACGAUUGCUGACCCUACGUCGCCCAAAAAGCCAUUCCUUCACAUCAAAGCCAAAUAUAGAAGUCCACCACCAAGAGAAGUGCCGCCGAGAUAA
This is a messenger RNA of Pieris macdunnoughi, 2031 nucleotides long. Lineage: Eukaryota; Metazoa; Arthropoda; Insecta; Lepidoptera; Pieridae. The record is from the annotation of a GenBank genome assembly.